CGUCAAUAGAUUACUUCACUAAUUAUUGCGAUUUGGAUUUAUCUUUCUUGGAGAAGUUCAUUAUAGACAUUUUAUCCGUGAACUGAGCCUGGCUACCUAUAAUCGUGUAGCUGUAGGUCGUGUCCAAGAUGUCACGAAAUAGUUGUAUCAGCUGAAUCGAGAGCAAAAAGCAUAGGAUAUUUCUUGGACUGUUGACGGGGCAAGUAACUAUUUGCUAUGUUCCACAUCUUUUUGAUACUAGGCUCUUCCUUGGAUCCUCAAGUCAAGGACUUUUUGGAAAAGUUGAAAAGGGCUACCCGUCUUUUUGUCGAUCUGAGAAGCUUUGAUCAGGUGCCUCCUGAAGAAAGAAACUUCAAGUGGAUAGCUCAUCAUUUGAUGUUGUCUGUUGCCUAUUGUACAGUGAAGAAGCCAGAACCGGAUCCAUCCCAGCCGCAACCAAGACCUGAAGUGGUGCUUGGAAAAUUCGAGAUUUGUUGAGUACGAAUAUCUUUUUGUCAUUUUUGACGCACUUGAUGCAUUUGAGAGAAUGAACGAUUUAUUUGAUCUUAGAGAUACUACGGGUGGUUAUAUUGCGAUAUACAAUGACUUUCUCUUUAUCAUUCGCGAACUCUGUCAGCAAUUCAAUUUCGUUUUUCUGAUAGUUGGGAAAAGCAGAUUUUACCUAUACGCAACAUCCUAUUAUUCCCUUAUACUUUUUCUUUACUCCUCCUAUUACUUCUAUCCAUACACAACACAUUAACAUACUUAUAUUGGCUUCUUCAAAUGUCCGAUUGGAGUUGUCACUUUCAUCUCUAGAAAAGAACGACACUUUUGAAUGGUAUCCUUUUCAUUUCUCCUAGAAGACGAAGUACACGCCAACAUUCAACUCAUAAAAUUCCAACAUACUACUCAAAGUAAUAAACUUACUUAGAAAGAUUCAAUUUAUAGCUAAAAAUGAAUAAAUACUGCGUCUGUAACACUGCAAGAAGGAUUGCAAAGAUCAUUUGGCUAGACCUUAUUCAAUAUUUUCAUAAAGAGUUUGGCUCCACGGUUGAAGACAUUAUUGAUGUAUUUCAGUAUCUAAAAUCCUCAUUGUUCUGCAUGACUUUGUAAAUUUCGUUCCAGAGCCUUUACUUGAAUAAAGAGGUUGUCCUGCAU
Messenger RNA from Galdieria sulphuraria, 1137 nucleotides. RefSeq lists its product as uncharacterized. The transcript has 2 exons. Bases 217 to 477 code for a protein of 86 amino acids. Lineage: Eukaryota; Rhodophyta; Bangiophyceae; Galdieriales; Galdieriaceae. The record is from RefSeq and is a predicted model, not a curated record.